ACUCUCUCCAUGGCACAAACUGACUGCUGUAUCUGUCAUUACAGCAGCAUCACAACAUGCUUUUACUUAAUCAGCAACAUAGCAUCAUAACGUAGCAGUUAGCUGUCACACACUUUGUUAUUAACAGCUGUAUGACAUCCCGACUUAGCGGUUAGCUAGUCAGACCAUCAUCAAGGAACAGGAAGGGAGCUGGACCCUUCUUUACACUUUGAAAUCACGAAAAUGCAUGUAUAUCCAUCUGGUUAUAAUUGAGAACAAUUUAUUGACUUAUUUUUGUCGUAUCUUGUCGCGUAUGCUUAACUGACAGCUCCUCUAAAUGUCGCGCACCUCUUAAUGCGCAUGCGUACUCACUGCACGUCCACCAUGAUGGAUGUGAAAACCUCCUUGUGCGCUGUUGUAAAUGCCGUAAAAAAAAACUUUACACGUAUCCUAAUAUCGCUUUUAUUUAGUUGAUAUCGCAGUAAAAAUGGUCUCAGGUUGCUGUGCGGUCGRCUGCACAAACAGACAAGGGUGAAAACCAAACUUGUCAUUUUAUUAGUAACUUUUAACGAGGAAUGGUGCGKCGACGUUGGACAGCAGCCCUCGGUGUAAUGGCGGGUUUGCAGCGAACACUUUUUACAAGAUGGCUGUCCUGAACGCUGAACUCAAACAGAUGCUGGACAACAAAGAGAGACAAUGUCCAACCAAGAUCAACAGACUGAGUCACACAGAGGACAUGCAGGUGACGUCACAGCAACCCCCGGCUGCAGCAGGUUGGACCUGUUGCAGCCUGCCGCCUCCUCGUGAUGCAGCGUUUUGGUUAGAGGACGGCGAUGUGUUCCCUGCACGGUCCGAACCAGGUCACGUUGCUGCUGAGCGCCGCCCGGCGCUGACGCCUCCCGCAGGAAUGUGUGGCGGCAGCGCAGGUGAGUCGGAAGUGGAAAAACUAGGCCAGAUUAUUUCCCUGAAGCGGCUUUUUAACGUUCCCGGGAAAAGCGAGAGCUGCAGUCCGGUCUGGGAUCGCUCUGCUGGUGCGCUGGCGGGAAAAGGAACUGGAGAAGGUCGAGUUUCUGGUGGACCCUUGUCACACUUCAGCGGAGCGUUUCCAAGAACCGAGCAGCAGAAAGAAACGCUGCCGCCGCCGCCGCAGGGCAGAGACUCUCUGUUCUCUGAGUUCAGUAAACAAGAAGUCACACAAGCUGAACGACCUCAGAGGAAGGUCAAGGUCAAAGAACGAAGUGAUGAAACAAUGAAGAACCUCAGGAGAACAGCUGACAGGGAGACAGAGAAACAUUACAAAUCUACAUUUAGAGUCUUUAAAGCUGCUCUUUGUAAAAUGUUUCAUAAAUAAUGUUUUGUUUUACGUAUUUAUUCAAACUGUCAGUAAAACAUCGAGCUCCUCUACUAGCGAUGCACCGAUCCACUUUCCACUACCGAUAUCUGAGCCGAUAUGAUUCAGAGAAACAGCUGAACUGACUUAAAACGUUUCUCUACAUUUAAAUAAAUGUUAAACACGAAUGAAAACUCUGAACUCACUGAAACAACCAGCAGUUUAACUUUAAUCUGUUAAAACAAGCAACAAUCAAACUGAAACUGUGAAUUUUUUACCUGUAAUGUGAAAUAAAGCACGACGUCACUCAGA
Messenger RNA from Poecilia reticulata (guppy), 1621 nucleotides. The record is from RefSeq and is a predicted model, not a curated record. Lineage: Eukaryota; Metazoa; Chordata; Actinopteri; Cyprinodontiformes; Poeciliidae.